Epinephelus fuscoguttatus (brown-marbled grouper) is the source of this 2973-nucleotide messenger RNA. Its product is annotated as cadherin-2-like. Bases 30 to 2507 code for a protein of 825 amino acids. The transcript is spliced from 17 exons. Gene Ontology annotation, molecular function: cadherin binding; calcium ion binding. The record is from RefSeq and is a predicted model, not a curated record. Gene Ontology annotation, cellular component: plasma membrane; catenin complex; adherens junction. Gene Ontology annotation, biological process: cell morphogenesis; calcium-dependent cell-cell adhesion; multicellular organism development. Lineage: Eukaryota; Metazoa; Chordata; Actinopteri; Perciformes; Serranidae.
UGGAGACAAUACAUCUCAGUCUUUUCCUGAUGCUGUGUUUGGGAGCUCACAGGUCAUCGUCAGAAAUUUUGAAGCGGCAAAAAAGAAACGCUAUAUUCAGUAUUGACGAAGGCUAUGAUGGAGAGUUCCCGUACCAACUGGGCCUAAUUAAAGUUGAGGAGAAAGCCAGUUUUUUUGAAAUCCAUGGUCAAGGUGUGGAUGAGGAACCAAAAGGCAUAUUACAAAUCAACAAAAACACAGGAAUCCUCAGUGUCCACGGCCCUGUCGACUAUGAGAAAUACAGAGUUUUAAAGCUAAAUUAUCAGUCAUUUGACAGUGAUAAUCAAAAAAUACGUGCAGCGAUGGAGGUUGACAUAUCGAUUCUCGAUGCAAAUGACAACCCUCCAAAGUUUGAACAGGAAAUCUAUGAGGUCACCAUCUUUGAGUUAAUAUCACAAGGCGCUGCAAUAAUUACCAUUACGGCAAGCGAUGAUGACACUGAUGAGAGCAACAGAUUGUUUGAUUUAAAAAUAAUCUCAGUUACUCCUCGACCAUCUGAGAUGGAGUUCUACUUAACCCAGGAAAUUCAUACUGGAACCAUUUCAUUUAAAGGGUGUCUGGACCGUCAGAAAGCAGAGAAAUACACCAUUAUAGUGGAGGCCCGGGACCGUGGAGAAAAAAAACAGCUCUCCAGCUCCUGCACCGUCAUAGUCCACAUAGAAGAUGGAAAUAACCACCUUCCUCAAAUCAUUGGACAAACAGGUAAAGGGAGAGUGAAAGAAAGAGAAGAAAGUGUUCUUGUUUCACGUCUGCAAGUUACAGACGAAGACAGCAAAGGUACACCGGCCUGGAGAGCUAAAUAUCAAAUCCAAGGAGACCCAAACAACAACUUCAAAAUCACUACUGAUCCUGAAACAAAUGAGGGACAACUGUAUGUGCAAAAGCAUCUGGACUAUAAAGACGGUCCUUUGAGGAACUUGACUAUCAGUGUGGAGAAUGAGAUCUCCUAUCAAACAUGCAAAGUGGUGAGUCACAGCACCACUGGCCUUUGGCAAGUAGUAAUUGUUAGUGGUGAGACUGUGACAAAGAAAACACAUCUGUCCACCCGCCAAGUGUCCAUAAUUGUAGAGGAUGUCAAUGAGGCUCCAUACUUCGACACACCUAGCAAACAAAUUACGGUGGUCGAGAAUGUCAAGGUGGGCUGGCAUCUGUGGACAUUUACAGCGAAAGACCCUGACGUCACCAGUGGCAACAUAAUUGUAUACAGAAAAAGCUACGAUCCAGCUGGUUGGAUUACAGUGGACAUCAAGACUGGAAAAAUAACCACAACGAAGAUCAUAGACCGAGAGUCAUCCUAUGUGAAAAACAAUAUCUAUACAGUCACAAUAUGGGCUGUUGACAAUGGUCAACCUCCAAUGACAGGCACCGCAACCCUGAGCAUCCAUAUCACCGAUGAGAAUGACAAUCCUCCAUUCCCGCCUGUGAUAACAACUGAUAUUUGCCAAUCUGAUGGACUCUCUCGGGCCAACAUCACAGCCAUGGACCCAGAUGAAGACCCUCAUGGUGGACCUUUCACCUUCAAGCUCCAGGGAAAUGUGAAGGGCAAGUGGAAGCUUGACCCUACACAAGGGCAUUCAAUCUACCUGGUGAAAGAGAAGACAGUUGAUUCUGGACAUUAUGAGCUGUUGCUGGAAGUAUUUGACCUUCAAGGCAUAAGAACCGAACACAACCUGUCAGUUACUGUGUGUAAGUGCAUAGACCCAGCCAGGCCAAACUGUCACAUCCACAAAGGUGUGAUCGGAGGAGGAGCAAUCGGGAUCAUUGCUUUCGUCAUACUACUGCUUGCAGGUGUGCUACUUUUGGCUAUUCUGGUGUCUUGUAAGAGAGACGGUAGACCUGUACAGUUGCCAGAUAGAUCUGAAGGUUCGGAACAACAUCUGAUGGUCUGUAACAUUGAGAGACCAGGAACCGACUGCAAGGUGGCACUUGAGCAGUUAAACAAAGAAUACAGUCAGAGUGAGAUACGAGCCCAAAUAGUAUCUCAAGUUCCACAGAUAAAGCUAUCAACAAGUGAGGCAGUGGUAGAUGCCCAGACAGAGCACGCCACACGCCAAUCUGAAAAACUUAAGCGACGAAUGGACUAUUUGGAUCUGUCUGUGGGUGCAUCAUCAACCAUGAGAAUGACACAUCAACACAGACACUCUAUACAUGGGACUUGGGCUGGACAAAAAACAUGUUCUGGGGAACUGAAUGAUGUAAGAUGUGAAAUGGUGAUCGAAAGACUUAAUGAGAUGCUGGACGCUCAGCAGGCACCAGGAGAGGAGCUGGGUGAUUAUACUCCUCAUGUGUAUGCUGAGGAAGGAGACCCAGAGACCAACUUUGAGCUUGAUGCCAUCUCCAUCUCUGACACUCCUUUUGACCCAAACUUGGACCAGGACCUGGAUUACAGGUUCAAUACUCUGGCCUCAGUCUGCAUGCCUAGUGAAAGCCUGCUCACAGUACAACAAGACUUAAGACAACGACUCUGAUCUCCGAAAUGAACACUCCAUCGCUAUUAAUCCUUGAUCAUAAAUGUUCCCUGGAUAUGCAACAAGGUGAUUUAGAGCAUAAUCCUUCUGAUGCCUCUGGUGCCUCACAGCCAGUUAUGCUACAUGUGGCCACACCUGAAGGAUUUGUCUAUUUUCUUGAAUCUUUUAUAUUUAUGACAUUCUGUGUCUUUGCAUAGUUACAGAAACAUUCAUAUAUCAUUUUUCGUUACACCUCGGACCCUUUUAUUUAUUUUCUAUUUUAUUGUAUUGUUUCUUUUCCAUGAGAGUUCUAUGUUCAGUCUGCAAUUUGUACUGUUAUUACUUUAUUAUUAACUUGAUGUUGUAAUGGCCAGAAUUUGUUAUUGAAUGAAGGUUUAAACAAAAAAAAAAAAAAAAAAAAGUUCAGUAUGUAACACCCAGGGAAUUUAGUGGCAUUUAGCAAUAAGGAUUACACACUGCAGGCAGC